This is a messenger RNA of Macroventuria anomochaeta, 405 nucleotides long. RefSeq lists its product as uncharacterized. The coding region runs from base 1 to 405 and encodes 134 amino acids. The transcript is spliced from 2 exons. The record is from RefSeq and is a predicted model, not a curated record. Lineage: Eukaryota; Fungi; Ascomycota; Dothideomycetes; Pleosporales; Didymellaceae.
AUGAAUUUCAACAACAUUGAAGUCUUCGCGACUGUCCCCUCCUGGCUCUCUGGCUUCCUCUUGGGUCUCUGGCGCUUCACUCCCUACAUCACUGAUCGCGUGGCGGGACUUAUCGUCGCGUUCUUCGUCAUGGUCGCCAUGUUUAUCAUUCACAAGCACCUCCACAAGAACGCGAUCGUCGGCUAUCUCAACCGCCAUGUCGGCGAAGUGCAAAAGAUGAUGCCUCUUGGUCUCCAAGAGUCCCACCGUAAGCGUAUCGCCACUCUAGAGGCCAACCACAACCAGGCCAUGCGCGAAGCCCAAGACGAGAUCCGCCGCCUCCACGGCAAGUUUGACCACAUCGACAGCGAGUACGACUGGACCACCACCAUGUACCAGGGCCAAAUGCGCUGCAAUGAGGAGUAA